Molecule: messenger RNA, 2637 nt
Organism: Owenia fusiformis
Lineage: Eukaryota; Metazoa; Annelida; Polychaeta; Sabellida; Oweniidae
Source: the annotation of a GenBank genome assembly
AUGUUCCUUAAAGUUGGCGUUAUCGUAUCCCUGUGUAUAUCAGGUAUAUUGUUGAAGAAAGACCAAAAGAUAACAAUCGCAGAAAUUGGGGAAAACGAAAACUGUGAUUUGUGUGAACUUGAUACUCAUCGCGAUGUAAUUGUCACCUUUCAAUGUCACCAAUAUUUGUCACCUAACAAGACGAAGACAUUUACAACUAUUGAUGAACUUUUCUCCUGUCUUCCGAAUUUCACUCAAAGGAUCUUACAGAUCAGGGUUAACAUUUCCGGAUUUAACUUUGGAGUCGUACCAAAUGGAUCAUUUAGCCGCGUACCGUAUAUGGCCAAAUUAACAUUAAGAGAAUGUAACAUUACGAGACUAGAACCAAAUGCUUUCAAUGGCUCCGAAAUAAUUAAGCUUGCAAUUGUGGACGUUGGCAAAGAUAAGGAAGGUAUCUCGAUCCUGAAUCGUCGUUUGUUACAGCAGUUUCACACAAUUGCGGAAUUAAAUCUAGGAAAAGUGAGAAGCAUUGAAAAUGAAACAUUCACUGCUCUUCCAGACCUUUAUCGACUUACUUUGGAACACAAAAGUAUCUUGGACCACAACCAAGUAUUCAGACAUAUGCAUAAAUUGCGAAUUCUUAUUCUCGAUGGGAUAGGAUUAAAACAAAUCCCUGGUGUCAUUUUGCCCUAUAUCCCAACCUUGCAAGAACUCAAUUUAGCCAACAAUGCUAUAACAAGCCUUCGAUUUAAUGGAACGCUUGGAACCCGUUGGAACUUUAGGCUUGACGUUUCUGGAAACAGUAUCAAAUCAGUGACACAAUCUGAUAUGAUACAGUUCAAAGAUGUUGGUACCUUGUCACUUGAUCUAGGUGGCAAUGAUUUAGAAGAAAUCGAACGAUAUUUUCUUAGAGACAUCAAUACAAUAGAUAAGCUUUUGUUUAACCGAAACCUUAAAUUGGGAAAAACAAAUGCAUUUAUGAACUUGCUGAAAAGCUCGAAGGGCAAGCCUAUUAAAAGGCUGGGAUUAUCGGGUUGUGGCAUUGUAAUUGAUAGCUUUAAUUCGUCUAUCCUCAAGCCCCUCGAGGAUUCCGACCUUCAAACUCUAUGGCUUGGGAACAACUUGAUAGAUACUCUUGAAAGUGAUGCAUUUGAACCAGUGAAAUCGUUGUACUAUCUUGAGAUAUCAAACUUUAUGCACAUUUCCAAUGAGACAUUUUCCCCACUGCGUAACUUAGGAUCUCUUGAGAUUCAUGACAUGUCUGUGCUUCAAACAAGAAAAGAGCAUGUGAAUGUUCGUUUGAAUCAACUAAGAGAAUUGGACACACUCUGGCUGCACAAACUGGAUUACUCUCGCAUCUUUUUUACUUUCGGAAAUGAUCAGCCAAAUCUAAGAAAUUUAACAUUAAACAAUCUGGCGCAACCCUUUACAAAUUGGCUACGACGAAGAAAGCAUCAAAAGGGAAAAGUCUAUCAUGACAAACUUUGUAGUUCAUCUGAAGGACCAACAAAUCAAGAACUGUUGAAAUUUGAAUUAACAUGGUUGGAAUGUAACAUGGAAGUCUUUAUUAGAAUCAUUGCUCUAUCAGUUAGCAGUGUUGUUCUGGUUGGGAUAAUAACUGCUUCACUUUUGAAAUAUUUCUGGCAAGACAUAAAGUACAUGCAGCUGGUCAGGAGAGCAAAACGCCACCAUGGAUAUAUUCGAAUUCCAGUUGAUGAUCCAAAUGCUAUCCAAGAUGAUAUUCCAAUGGAUGGUGGCAACCCAGAAGAUGAAAUAUAUGAUGCUUUCGUCAGCUACCAUUCUGAGAAGCGCAUAUGGGUACGUGACGUGAUGACGCCAGAACUGACGAAAGGAGAAGUUCCAUUCUCAUUGAUACAUGAUGAUAACAUUAUACCAGGACAAGAGUCAUACUUUGGUGGACUAAUGUCCCACAUGGACCGUAGCCGCCAUAUUAUAUUCCUGGUUACUCGAGGCUGGAUGAAGGAGGGAUGGAAUGAGUUUGAAAUGGACUCUGCUAUAGAUAUGCUCACUCAGACCAAACGCCACACACUCAUAGUUAUUCUGUUGGAGCACAUACCACAAAAAGAGAUGUCGCACAAGCUUAAACUGAUGGUAAGACACAAUGUCUGCCUGAAAUGGAGCGAAGAAGAAGGAAAGCAGCGGACAUUUUGGAGAGAUCUGAAACUGGAACUCGGGAAAAAGCGAUAUGAGUGAGGCCAUCCUCUUAAAAAGGAGGAUAAAUAUUGUAAAUAGCUGAUUGCCUUCUGUUUAUCAUUAUCUUCAAAAAAUGUUACAUGAUUUAAGUACACAUAUUUCCCCUUGAAAAUAAGGAUAAAUGAUAAACAAAACUUGUUCCUUUCUGUUUAUCCUCAUAUUGAAAAAGUGAUUUAAUAAAACAAACCUUAACGUUUCCUUCUUUCUAUGGAAAACGUUACGUUAAGUUAUGUUUCCUGGUGCCUAGUCAAGGGAAUAAUACUUUUAAACGUGACACGGGUAUUUAUUGGUUCAAUCAUUCAGUAUUACUAAUGCUCAUUCUGUAGCAUAUCAUAUAUCAUUAGCAUAGCUUCAAAUAUUGGUGGGUCAAAGAAAUAAUGUAUUGGACAUAUUCACACUUCAACCCCAAGUUCUCGAGAGUGUAAGGGGGGAAUAUAUAUACGA